Molecule: messenger RNA, 567 nt
Organism: Aspergillus eucalypticola CBS 122712
Lineage: Eukaryota; Fungi; Ascomycota; Eurotiomycetes; Eurotiales; Aspergillaceae
Exons: 2
Coding region: 128-421 (97 amino acids)
Source: RefSeq, a predicted model, not a curated record
GGACACAUUCGCCCGUGUCCACCUCAACCUCAACCUCUUCCCUUCCUUUCCCUCUUUCUUCCCUCUCCCCAUCCUCUCGUCCCUUUGACCUUUUCUAUACCCCAUUUCGCUCUUCAACACCAUCAAGAUGUUCAAGAGCGGUCUUGCCCGGACCUUCGGGAGGGCUGCUUUUGCCCGACCUACCUCCGUCGCCCGUCGCGCUUUCCAGCCUAAGACCAAUGGCCUCCCUUCCCUGGCCCGUAUGGCCAGCACUGAGGCCUCUUCCGUUGGAAAGAUUCACCAGGUCAUUGGUGCCGUCGUCGACGGUAUGUGCCGGUCCCCCGUUCCAGAGAAAACCCUGCCGGCGGCUACGCGAAAAUCUUUUCCGAGCCUCGAUUCCAUCCACAAUCCCAUCAAAUUCGACUCAAUGGCCAUCAAAUGAACACGAUAUCUGACUCUCGCCAACAGUGAAGUUCGACGGUGACAAGCUCCCUGCCAUUCUCAACGCCAUUGAGACCGAGAACGGUGGCCAGAAGCUCGUCCUUGAGGUUUCUGUAUGUACACCAAAGAUCGAAGCUACAAUGACAU